UGCGCCGGUGGCGCGAUGGAGCCCCAGCAGCAGCAGCAGCAGCAGCAGCAGCUGAGGAACCUGCGGGACUUCCUGUUGGUCUACAAUCGGAUGACGGAACUCUGCUUCCAGCGCUGCGUGCCCAGCUUGCACCACCGAGCUCUGGACGCCGAAGAGGAGGCCUGUCUGCACAGCUGUGCUGGGAAGCUGAUCCAUUCCAACCACCGCCUCAUGGCCGCUUACGUGCAGCUCAUGCCGGCUCUGGUACAGCGCCGCAUCGCAGACUACGAGGCUGCCUCAGCUGGGCCAGGUGUUGCUGCAGAACAGCCCGGAACCUCACCAUCAGGCAGCUAGGGAGGGAGGCGCUGGAUGGACCCUCAAACUGAAGGAGCCAGUGGACCUUGGGCUGGAUGCAGCCCAUAUAUAGAGUGAGGGGUUGUCUGACAGCUGGGUACUAUUGCUCCUUUUCUUGGAGCCAAUAAACCCACUUUUGCACUGUU
This is a messenger RNA of Nyctereutes procyonoides (raccoon dog), 479 nucleotides long. RefSeq names its product translocase of inner mitochondrial membrane 10B (gene TIMM10B). Lineage: Eukaryota; Metazoa; Chordata; Mammalia; Carnivora; Canidae. The transcript has 3 exons. The record is from RefSeq and is a predicted model, not a curated record. The coding region runs from base 16 to 333 and encodes 105 amino acids. Gene Ontology annotation, cellular component: mitochondrial intermembrane space chaperone complex.